AUGCCCUUGCAGGGCUCCCAGGGGAGGCUUUGGGGCUCACUCAAUGCCACAACCCCUGCCAAAGCCCACUUGGGGCUGGCUGUCAACCAGACUGGCACCUGGUGCCUGGAGGUGCCUGUGCCUGACGGGCUCUUUCUCUCGCUGGGGCUGCUGAGCCUGUUGGAGAACUUGCUGGUGGUGGUGGCCAUCAGCAAGAACCGGAGCCUGCACUCGCCCAUGUACUACUUCAUCUGCUGCUUGGCUGUGUCCGACCUGCUGGUGAGCGUGAGCACUGUGCUUGGGACAACAGUUGAGCUGCUGCUGGAGGCUGGCACCCUGGCCCUGCAGGCUGACACCAUGCAGCGCCUGGACAAGGCCAUCGCUGUGCUCACCUGUGGCUCCAUGGUGUCCAGCCUCUGUUCCCUGGGCGCCAUCGCGGUGGACCGCUACAUCACCAUCUUCUACACCAUGCACUACCACAGCAUCGUAACGCCGCUCCGUGCGCACCGGGCCAUUGCCACCAUCUGGGGGGCCAGUGCGCUGGGCAGCACCUUCUUUGUCGCCUAUUACGACCACGCUGCCGUGCCCCUGGGUCUGGUCAGUUUCUUCUUGGGCCUGAUGGCGCUCAUGGCAGCACUGUACGUGCACAUGCUGGCUCGGGCCUGCCAGCACGCCCGCCGCAUCGCCAGGCUCCACAAGCCAUGGCACCCUGCUCGCCGGGCCCUGGGCCUGAAGGGCGCCGCCACGCUCUCCCUCCUGCUGGGCUUCUGUUUCCUCUGCUGGGGCCCCUUCUUCCUGCAUCUCAGCCUCAUCGCCCUCUGCCCCCAGCACCCAACCUGCAGCUGCGUCUUGAAGAACCGCAACCUGUUCCUCACUCUCAUCGUCUGCAACUCCUUCGUGGACCCGCUGAUCUACGCCCUUCGCAGCCCGGAGCUCCGCAAGACCCUCAGAGAGGUGCUGCUCUGCUCUGCGGGAGGGCUGGUCACCUGGAGUCAGAACGCCUGCCUCACCAGGCCCCAGACUACCCACAGCAGCGCCCUCACCUUCCGCAUCCGCCGCACCUGGGCUUUCAUUGCCCCUGUAGACAGGAUGGACAGUGCGGAGGGCGCAGCCGGGCGCGCCGAGCCUCCGCAGCCAGCCGCCAGCAGCUCAGCGCCCAUCAGCAGCCCCAGCGCCGAGAUGCGGGAGAUCGUGCACAUCCAGGCCGGCCAGUGCGGCAACCAGAUUGGGGCCAAGUUCUGGGAAGUCAUCAGUGAUGAACAUGGCAUCGACCCCAGUGGCAACUACGUGGGGGACUCGGACCUGCAGCUGGAGCGGAUCAGUGUCUACUACAACGAGGCCUCCUCUCACAAGUAUGUGCCCCGGGCCAUCCUGGUGGACCUGGAACCUGGCACCAUGGACAGCGUUCGGUCGGGCGCCUUUGGGCACCUCUUCAGACCUGACAACUUCAUCUUUGGCCAGAGUGGAGCGGGCAACAACUGGGCCAAGGGGCACUACACAGAGGGCGCCGAGCUGGUCGACUCAGUGCUGGACGUGGUCAGGAAGGAGUGUGAGAACUGCGACUGCCUACAGGGCUUCCAGCUGACCCACUCGCUGGGUGGGGGCACAGGCUCCGGCAUGGGCACACUGCUCAUCAGCAAGGUACGUGAGGAGUACCCCGACCGCAUCAUGAACACCUUCAGCGUGGUGCCCUCGCCCAAGGUCUCGGACACAGUGGUGGAGCCCUACAACGCCACGCUGUCCAUCCACCAGCUGGUGGAGAACACGGAUGAGACCUACUGCAUCGACAACGAGGCCCUCUACGACAUCUGCUUCCGCACCCUCAAGCUGGCCACGCCCACUUACGGGGACCUCAACCAUCUGGUGUCAGCCACCAUGAGCGGUGUCACCACAUCCCUCCGCUUCCCUGGGCAGCUCAACGCUGACCUGCGCAAGCUGGCUGUCAACAUGGUGCCUUUCCCGCGCCUGCACUUCUUCAUGCCGGGCUUCGCGCCGCUCACUGCCCGGGGCAGCCAGCAGUACCGCGCCCUGACCGUGCCCGAGCUCACCCAGCAGAUGUUCGAUGCCAAGAACAUGAUGGCCGCCUGCGACCCGCGCCAUGGCCGCUACCUGACCGUGGCCACUGUCUUCCGGGGCCGCAUGUCCAUGAAGGAGGUGGACGAGCAGAUGCUGGCCAUCCAGAGCAAGAAUAGCAGCUACUUCGUGGAGUGGAUUCCCAACAACGUCAAGGUGGCCGUGUGCGACAUCCCGCCCCGUGGCCUCAAGAUGUCCUCCACCUUCAUCGGCAACAGCACGGCCAUCCAGGAGCUGUUCAAGCGCAUCUCAGAGCAAUUCACCGCCAUGUUCCGGCGCAAGGCCUUCCUGCACUGGUACACGGGCGAGGGCAUGGACGAGAUGGAGUUCACCGAGGCCGAGAGUAACAUGAAUGACCUGGUGUCCGAGUACCAGCAGUACCAGGAUGCCACGGCUGAGGAGGAGGGCGAGAUGUAUGAGGAUGACGAUGAGGAGUCCGAGGCCCAGGGCCCCAAGUAAAAGCCCUCAACCCUGGGGGUGGGGCGGGGGGAGGGGGCAGCAGCAUCUUUCCUCAGGGUCUCAGUCCCCAGAGCAGCCCUCAGCUCUGUCCCCCCACCCUAGCUGCCAGUGCUUUGCUUGGGGUCCCUGAGUUAUUGUCACCUAGUGUUCAUGUCACCCAUACCCCACGUCCCCUAGCUCUGGUCCUCUGACCUCCAUAUCCAUGUGGCUCCAGCGUCUGUUUAACUGAGGCUGCAGGCUUGCCCUCUGUGUGUCGUGGUUUUGUUUUUUACUGAUGUGUGUUUAUUUUGGUGUUAUUUUGAUUUGGAUAUUUAAUAAAUGUAUUGCUGUCAGAUA
This is a messenger RNA of Echinops telfairi (small Madagascar hedgehog), 2847 nucleotides long. It is a transcript of the gene TUBB3, whose product is annotated as tubulin beta 3 class III. The coding region runs from base 1 to 2511 and encodes 836 amino acids. Gene Ontology annotation, molecular function: G protein-coupled receptor activity; GTPase activity; GTP binding. Gene Ontology annotation, biological process: mitotic cell cycle; G protein-coupled receptor signaling pathway; microtubule cytoskeleton organization. Gene Ontology annotation, cellular component: cytoplasm; microtubule; membrane. The transcript is spliced from 6 exons. NCBI's taxonomy places the organism in Eukaryota, Metazoa, Chordata, Mammalia, Afrosoricida, Tenrecidae. The record is from RefSeq and is a predicted model, not a curated record.